GGGACUGGUUUUCCUUGUCUCACUCUGAACAAGCAAGAGUGCCAUGCUUCCCUUGGUUCCCAUCGAACUCUUCCUUGCUGCCUUGUGUCUCCUGGUCCUGGGGGUCAACCUAUGGGUUCUUUUACAGCACCUCCUCAAAACGGAUAUACCUCCUUCCAUCCCACACCGCAUGAGAUUUCGGAUUCUGCACUACCUUUUUCAACUGACGAUGACAUGGGGGAAUAUACUGGAGAAGCUGAGAAUUUGCUCCAUGCCAAAAUUUUUUCGAUUUCUACACGAUGCGGUGACGAUAAAGAGGAACUAUCAAGUGGUGGUGACAGACCUGUGCUUUGAGGAAGUCCCCGUGAGGCUGUUUCAGCCCAAGGCAACUUCUUCCAGUCUCAGGAGAGGCAUCAUCUUCAUCCACGGAGGGGGUGGAGUGUUUGGCAGCCUGGAUUCCUACCAUACCCUGUGCAGUUUCUUAGCCCAGAAGACAGACUCAGUGCUUCUGGCAGUGGGGUACAGAAAACUUCCUGACUACCCCCACCCUGCUGGUUUGCAGGAUUGCCUGAAUGCCUCAAUCCAUUUCUUGAAGUCUCUGAAAGCCUACGGGGUGGACCCCUCCAGGGUUGUGAUCUGUGGAGAAAGCAUAGGAGGUUCCGCUGCGGCCACCAUCAUCCAGAUUGUAUUGGGCAGACCAGAUCUUCCUCAGAUCCGGGCUCAAGUCCUCAUUUAUCCAAUCCUUCAGACAAUCAACUUCCAGUUACCAUCACAUCUGCAGAACCAAAAUGUUCCAUUCCUCACUAGAGACUUCAUGAUAACCUGCAUUCUUAAGUACUUUAUCAUUGACCCCUCCUGGAAAGAUGCCAUUUUGACAGGAGCUUAUAUUCCCCCAGACACCUGGAUGAAAUACAGGGAAUGGCUCAGCUCUGAUAAUAUUCCCCAAAGGUUCGGGAACAAAAUACAGCAACCUCAGUUUCCUAGGCCUUUUAACAAAUCUGCCUAUCUAGAACUCAAACAGUUUAUGGACAUAAGCAUUUCACCCCUUGUGGCAGACAAUGAAGUCAUUGCCCAGCUCCCAGAGGCAUUGCUGGUGAGCAUUCACUGGGAUGUUCUCCGAGAUGACAUUUUGCUCUACAAGAAGCGCCUGGAAGACCACGGGGUCCCUGUGACCUGGUACAAUGUAGAGGAUGGCUUUCAUGGAUGUAUAUUCUUGUUUGAUAAGUUUUUCUCUUUCCCUUGUUGCUGGACAAUAAUCAAUGCCAUUGUGAGUUUCAUAAAGGGAAUUUGAAGGUUUGCACACAGGAUGAGUGGUUGAACACUCACCGGCUGCACAUAAGGUUCUGAACUAAAUACCUAGCACUGUAGACUGUCAGAAU
Phodopus roborovskii (desert hamster) is the source of this 1358-nucleotide messenger RNA. RefSeq names its product arylacetamide deacetylase-like 4 family member 1. The transcript has 4 exons. Bases 44 to 1270 code for a protein of 408 amino acids. Gene Ontology annotation, molecular function: carboxylic ester hydrolase activity. Gene Ontology annotation, cellular component: membrane. The record is from RefSeq and is a predicted model, not a curated record. NCBI's taxonomy places the organism in Eukaryota, Metazoa, Chordata, Mammalia, Rodentia, Cricetidae.